CAAUCCGUCUCAUGUUGAGAGAGCUCGGCAUUUAGCCUUGAUACUGUAGACAGCAUAACUAAUAAACCUGAAUUACUAGUACAGUGCUUUUGUUGUAUUCAACUUUUGAGGCGUUAAUGUCAAUUAAACCUAGGUUAAAUGUUUUUAUUAUUGUCAUCUUCAACCUAGAGUGUAACCAGGAAGUGAGUGGGAGCGUGGAGACGAGGGGAUCUUUGGUGUGGAGGAGUGCGCUUCUCAGUGAGUGAUUCUUGAUAAACACUUUCACUUGAAAGUCGCAGCUACAAUGUUUUCUUCAAAGUAGUCAUGGACCACGGGAAGUCGCCUUCUAAGACCCGAGGAUUAUGAUAUUAGUGCUGUAAUGUCUUUGUCAGAAUGAGUAAGGAGAACCUCAGCGACUGGCCCCCUUCCCAGACCUCUACAGAGGAGGAAGAGGAGGAGGAAGAUGAUGGGGAGCCCAAGGUGUGUCAGGUGUGUGGAGAUCGGGCUACAGGCUAUCACUUCAACGCCAUGACAUGUGAGGGCUGCAAGGGAUUCUUCAGGCGUGCCAUGAAGCACCCCACUAAGUUCUGCUGCCCGCGGCAGGGUGUCUGUGUCAUCACCAAGAACAACCGCCGCCAGUGCCAGGCCUGUCGACUCCACAAAUGCCAGUCCAUAGGCAUGCUGAAAGAGUCGUUUGUCUCUGUUGCCAUAGUGAUCAUGUCAAAGGAGGCUGUGGAGAAGAGGAGGAGUCAGAUCAGGAGGAACAGGAAGGUUGAAGAGCCCCCGGUCCUCUCGCCACAACAGGAAGCUGUCAUACAGGAACUGUUCAACGCCCAUGAAAAGACCUUCGACAUCACCUUUUCCCACUUCCAGUUCAGGCCCAUCGACAGAGACCUCAACCCCAUGUCUGUGUGGAACCAGACUGCCAGUGGGCAAAGUGUAAAACAGACUAGAAGAAUGGAUAACUUGUCAUCAUCUUACUCCACAUCCACCUCCACCAGCUUCUCCUCUUCCUCCUGUUCUUUAGAGGAUGAGGAGAAGGACAGGAGUGAUGGAGGGAAGAAUACGGUUUUCACCACUCUGCCCGAUGUAGCUGACCUUACCACCAACAUGGAGGAGAAGAAGGAGGAGGAGAAGGAGAAGAAGGAGGACAGGAGUGAUGGGGGGAAGAAUACGGUUUUCACCACUCUGCCCCACAUAGCUGACCUCACCACCUACAUGAUCCAAAACAUCAUCAACUUUGCCAAAGGACUCCCCUCCUUCAGGGCCCUGGCCAUAGAUGACCAGAUCUCUCUGUUGAAGGGGGCCAUGUUUGAGAUGAUGCAGAUCCGCUUCAACAUGAUGUUCAAUGUCAAGACGGGCAUCUGGGAGUGUGGUCCCCUGACGUACUGCAUGGACGACGCUGUCCGGGCUGGGUUUCAGCGCCACCUGUUGGACCCUCUGAUGCGGUUCCACUACACCCUGAGGAACCUACAGCUGCAGGAGGUGGAGUAUGUUCUCAUGCAGGCCAUCUCCCUCUUCUCUCCAGAUCGUCCGGGUGUGAUCAAUCAUGGUGUGAUUGAUAGUCUGCAGGAGAAGCUGGCUAUUGCGCUGAAGGUCCACAUCGACUCCAAGAGGGCCAAGCCUGAGAAACACCUGCUGUACCCUAAGAUUCUGGCGUGCCUGACGGAGAUGAGGACUAUGAAUGAGGAGUAUACCAAACAGGUUCUACAGAUUCAGGACAUCCAGCCAGGCAACUCAUUUGACCCACUCAUCCUGGAAGUGGUCAGCAAGGACCCCUGAGACAGACACACCAAGACAGGCAGCAGCAGGGAUGCCUAAAUCACUUUCCGUCAGGUUUCAACAAGGACAUCUAGGGAGAAUCUCAAUGACAUGCUCCUUGUGUCCUCUCCUCGACUCCUUCUCAAAACUCAUUGGAUGAAAGAGCCAGAGGUCCCUCCCUUCCGACCUUCUCUUCCUAUGGGUUUUGAGAAGGAGGCGAGAAGAAAGGACGCAAGGAGUAUGUAAUUGAGAAAAGGACCUAAAUCACUCAGACAGGUUAAUCCACUUACCUCAGCCUGAUAUACAGAACGGAUGCCUAAAUAAUUGUGACAGGCUUCAACAGAGACAUGUAAAACUGCCUAUGGGGUGAUUGAAUCAUUUUCCCUCUCAAGAAUAUAGCUUUUAUUUUAUUUUAUUCAAAAUAUAUCAAAAGAGCUAUACGUAGUUUUUUAAUGUGUGCUUGCUUGUAUGUUUUUUUCUUUCAUCAGUCAAUUAUGCAUAUUGCCAACGCAAAAUGAUUGUCAGAGACUCAGACAAUUGUGUUUAAAGCACUAAUGCAAAAUCAUCUUAUACAGGACUGAACGAGGGGAUGUCCCCUAUGGUUCUACAGAGGUUCAAGGAGUGAUUUUGAUUUCUGUGAAAAACACUCUUUGGCUGCUGUAUUUCCUAAAGCUGGUCAAGUGCCUCCUUAAGUGUGAGACAAAAUAAAUCUUGUAUAUAUCAAUUUAUCCUCAUCACAGACAUGUCACAGGUGAAAAGAACAGUACAAUCAGAAUCUACAUGUGAUAUACAUCAUCGUAUAUGUAUUGUUAACGUUACAAAUGAUGCAGGUACUGCCUUAAAUAUUUAUCUUUCUGUGUGCUGUAACACUAGUAGACACACAGGACCUCCAUGGCUAGAACUUAAUGACCUUUGAACUUUGUUUUGACCUACUAGUCCUACCUCCCAUGAGCUCAGGUCUACAAUUCCUUAGGCUUUCCUCCUCCUAUUAGUGUACGGCCACACAAAGAUUUGGUGUCUGAAAUGUUUGGAUUGAGACAAUAGUUUUUCAAUGGACGUCAUCAGCAGCCUGGUCUCGUAGACUAGAUGUAACAUAUUAAAUACGGGACACUCAAAUGACUAUGAUAGGUUACAUUUGGAAUGGUUACAUAAGACAGAUGGAUACUUCAGGAAAAAACAAAAGUAGGGUGAUUGGUGUAUAUCGCAACAGUCUAGUAACCCAAUGGUUGAGAGUUCGAAUCUCAUCAUGGACAAUUUUAGCUAAUUAUCAACCUUUCAACUACUUACUACUUUUUUAGCUACUAUGCAACUACUUAGCAUGUUAGCUAACCCUUCCCCUAUCCUUAAUCUUAACCCUUCCCCUAACCCUUUAACCUAACUCAUAAACUUAACCUUAACCCUAACACCUAGCUAAUAUUAGCCAGCUAGCUAACGUUAGCCAUCUACCUAGAAUUCGUAACAUAUUGUACAGCAUGCAAAUUUGCAGCACAUUGUACGUUUUUCUAAUUUGUAACAUAUUAUACGAAAUGGGUGAUGGACAACCACAAAUGAAUACAUAUCAUACUAAAUGGAGAGUCUCAGAUUUAUGUACAGAAUAAUAGGAAAUACUUUGCGACCAGGUUGGAUAAUGGAUGAUAAUCUGUAAAAAAAACACAAAAAAACCACACAAGAUGUCUGCCUUGCAUGUGUAUGUAACUCAUCCAGAAAACAGUUGAGUAGAAUGGUGAACGCAUUUGCAUUUUCAUGUCUCAACUGAAAAUCUCACUUUUUAAAAGUUCAUAUUCUGUUAACUCAUGCAUCAUACCCAAAUAAUGGUGUUGACUCAUCCUAUACAAAGCAUAAAUUGGAGAAAAACACUUCAAACGACCCACCUCAAACUUGUAUCUCAAACAGUGUUUGUUUGAGGUGGUCCUAUGUGUCUCAGUCAAUAGAGUAUGGUGUUUACAAGGGUUGUGGGUUUGAUUCCCGCUGGGGCCACCCGUAUGUAAAAUGUAUGCACGCAUGACAUAAGUCGCUUUCGAUUAAAAUGUCUGCUGAAAUUUUUAUAUUAUCAGCAGUCUACUCACA
Oncorhynchus gorbuscha (pink salmon) is the source of this 3807-nucleotide messenger RNA. RefSeq names its product nuclear receptor subfamily 1, group I, member 2 (gene nr1i2). The record is from RefSeq and is a predicted model, not a curated record. The transcript is spliced from 9 exons. NCBI's taxonomy places the organism in Eukaryota, Metazoa, Chordata, Actinopteri, Salmoniformes, Salmonidae. Gene Ontology annotation, molecular function: RNA polymerase II cis-regulatory region sequence-specific DNA binding; nuclear receptor activity; zinc ion binding. Gene Ontology annotation, biological process: positive regulation of transcription by RNA polymerase II; negative regulation of transcription by RNA polymerase II; cell differentiation. The coding region runs from base 373 to 1761 and encodes 462 amino acids.